Molecule: messenger RNA, 3576 nt
Organism: Aspergillus aculeatus ATCC 16872
Lineage: Eukaryota; Fungi; Ascomycota; Eurotiomycetes; Eurotiales; Aspergillaceae
Exons: 3
Coding region: 1-3576 (1191 amino acids)
Biological process (GO): regulation of DNA-templated transcription; DNA-templated transcription; guanine metabolic process
Cellular component (GO): cytosol
Molecular function (GO): guanine deaminase activity; DNA-binding transcription factor activity, RNA polymerase II-specific; zinc ion binding
Source: RefSeq, a predicted model, not a curated record
AUGACGAAUCGUGACCCCGACUUUCGACACCAGCUGGGCAAAUUUCGUCUCGAUCCACUGCCAAUUCCCUCCCAUACGUCCCGUGCUCCUCCGGCGAAUAGCACUACUCCUGCUGCGCCUUCAUACGCUGUCUCGCCUUCCUUACAGACGUCUCUUCCGCCUCCAUUAGCCCAGCAGCAACCGCAACCGCAACCGCAACAUGCACUCCCCCAACCACACAUACCUCGAUCCCAAGCUUCGGUCUCCCCUGUUCCUCCACCUCGCAGCAAACGAGUCUCGACUGCCUGCGACUUCUGUCGGAAGAGAAAGAAGAAAUGUGAUUUCAGAUAUCCCAAUUGUUCUGCCUGCACGCGCGCCGGCGUUCGUUGUACCAUCCCGCCACCGGGUCCUCAGGUCGCCGCAGCCUCCGUGCCCCGCGAUCAACUGGAGACUUUACAGAACAGGGUCCGAUGGCUGGAGGAGGUCAUACGCCGUAAGACGGGUAUCUCGGUCGCGGAACGGCCAACAGGGGCCCAAUUGGAUGGGGAGGCCGAUCCGGACUGGUGGUAUCAGGUCCCCGCCAUGAUGAUGGCGCGCGAGGCUCCCACGCGCUCCACCACCGCAACAACCACCCCUACAGCAGCGGCCGUAUCCAGCAGCGGCUCACCACCGAACUCCUCCACCGUGGGUACAGAGUUACCCAACGUGGGCGAAAUUUUCCGGGAUCAAUUGGAACACCGCCGCCCUUCAGUCGCCCGACCCGCCGCGUCUGCCCCCCGGGUGGUUCGGCUUCCCUCAUUGGAUGAAGCGGAGCGAGUUGCGUCCCAGUACUUUGAUAGCAUGGGCUAUCAGUACCCUUUCCUCAACCGCACAGAGUUCUUCACGAAUAUGCGCCGCAUCUAUGCAGGCGAAGUUCCUGCUCCCGAAGUCCAUAACUCGUAUCACAUCACCCUUGCGACCGCCUUGUUGAUCGGAUCGGGUGAUGGAUCCAAAGCUGUAGAAUUCUAUCAGGCUGGCACUGAGACCCUCUCGUCGGCACUACAGAACGAAGACCUGGCGGCCGUGAGAGCUUUGCUGAGCAUGGCACUGUAUACUAUGUUCGCUACGAGUGGCCCGAGCGUAUGGCAUUUGCUGGGGACGGCUCUUCGCUUGGCUAUCAGCUUAGGCUUACACAAAGCUCGGCCCGUGGGAAAUUUGGUCGACGAGGAAAUGGCGAAACGAGCAUUCUGGAGUCUGUAUAACCUGGACCGGCUAAUUGCAAGCACCCUUGGGCGGCCGUUAGGUAUCGCAGACGAGGACAUCUCAGUGGGUUUGCCGCGAGAGUUCAACGAUGACUGGUCUGAAGCCCCCGGGGCCAGCGCCAUGACCAUUCCCUUGCAGGUCGUGCGUCUCCGGCGUAUUUUCUCCCGUCUUUAUUCUUACUUGUACAAUAAUCAGCCCCCACCACCCCCCUCUGAGGUCUUAGUCACGCUUGGGCACUUUCGUCAAGAGCUGGACGAGUGGCGUCGGGCUGCCCCAGUAUAUCCACCGGCAUUGCUCUACUCGACCAGCUAUUAUGACUACCUUUACGCGACUACUUUACUUCUCAUGUACCGCCCAAGUCCACGAAACCCAACGCCAGAUGCGGCUAGCAUUGUAAGCUGCGGGGAUGCUAGUAUUCAGGUCCUCCGGUCGUACUGGGACAGCUACUCGGCAGGAAAGCUUAAGUGGAUCUGGUUGACUCUCAGUCAGAUAUACUUUGCUGGGAUCACUAUCUUGUGGUGUUUGAAUCACAACCUGCAAACCGUCCGUGAGGGUCUAGUGGCGCCGUGGCAGCCCGAAGAGCGAGCGAUGCGGCGUGCUAUUCAGGCCGUUAUUGUUGUGCUAGAGGAGUUCGGCAAGCGUCGACCAGGAGUCGAGCGAUUGGCGGAAUCCUUUCGCAAUCAGAGUACCACGAUCUUUAGCCAUUUCGCAUACCAGCAGGAGCAGCAGCAGCAACAACAACAACAACAGGUGCAACAGCAGCAACAACAACACCAACAACAACAACAACAACAACAACAACAACAACAACAACAACAACAACAACAACAACAACAACAACAACAACAACAUCUCAUUCAACCCCCACCUCCGCCUUUACCUUUGUUGGCCCCGGAGCAGUCUCUGCCUCCUCAGCCGCAGCAUGUUUUGAUGGCGCCGCCGGUACCGAUGGCACCGGUACUUGACGACGUUCUGCUGGUCGAUGCAUCCGGAAUGGUGCCAGUAAUCGAUCCCCAACUGGCAGAGCAACUGUUCUAUUCUUAUGACUGUUCAACUGAGCUGGUGAUCCUCAGCGACACGGUGAUCAUUGUCAACCCGACCGGCAUCAUCCAAGGUAUCCACCCGUCCACGCCAGCAGCCACCAUUUCACAACUGCUGGUGCAGCAUCACGACCUGAAUCCACCUACGUACCGCUUGACCAUCCUUGGUCCAACUGAAUUUCUCAUUCCCGGCUUUAUCGACACUCACACCCACGCUCCACAGUGGGCCCAACGCGGCACUGGCCGAGGCAUACCUCUCUUACAAUGGCUGGAGGAGAUCACGUUCCCCCACGAAGCUAGAUUGGCCGAUCCGCACUAUGCACGAUGGCUCUACUCAGUGUGCGUCCGAGGAGGCCUCCAGCAGGGCGUCACGACUGCCUGUUACUAUGGGUCGCGUCACGCUGAGGCGUCCGUGAUUCUGGCUGAAACCUGUCUCGCUCAGGGCCAACGUGCUUUGAUAGGCAAAUGCAACAUGAAUCGCCACGCACCAGACUGGUACCGCGAUAGCUCCACUGCUGAAUCGAUCACAGACACGGAAACGUUCAUCCGAAGAGUCCGGGAUCUGGACCCUGGCCACGAACUAGUCACUCCGGUGAUCACGCCCCGAUUCGCCAUCAGCUGCGAAGAGGAGCUUCUCCACGAGCUGGGACAGCUCGCAACCCGCCACCCGGACCUACCAAUUCAAACCCAUUUCAACGAGUCACGCGGCGAGGUGGAGUUCACACGGACCCUCUUCCCCAAUGACACGAGUGAGACGGAGCUCUACGAACGGCUGGGGCUUCUCAACGACCGCAGCAUCCUCGCCCACGCAAUCUACCCAUCUGAUGCGGAGAUUGACCGAAUGGCGCAGCUGAACUGCGGCAUUGCCCACUGCCCGAUCCCGAAUGUGACGAUGGAUGUGUUCAUGGUGGCACCGGUGCGAGAGUAUCUGCGGCGGGACAUCAAGAUCGGACUUGGGACCGACUGCGGCGGGGGAUAUUCAAGCUCUAUGCUAGAGGUGAUGAAGGCCGCGUUUGUAGUCUCGACCGCCAGAAGUACCAUGACGCAGGGACGCGAUGAACCGUUGACUCUCACGGAGGGGUUCUACAUGGCCACCUUAGGGGGCGCGCGAGUCUGUGGGCUCGAAGGUAAGGUGGGGAACUUCCUCGUUGGCAAGGAAUUCGAUGCGUUGCUGGUGAGGACGAAGACGGGUGUGAUGGCGCCGGUGGAGGAGUCCGAUGAUGUAAGGACGGUGUUUGAGAAGUUUCUCAUGACAGGAGAUGACCGCAAUAUUAUGCAGGUUUUUGUCAAAGGAAGGAGAGUUCAUGUACUCUAA